AGCAACAAGCAGUCUGUUUCUCUAGUAAAUGGAUUAUACCGUCUCCCUCCAAGUGCAGCAUCAGUUAAAGGUGUUCCCUACUUACCUGUACCAGGACUACAGUUUGGAAUUACAGAUGAAGUCUACAGAAGUGGAGCAGGAACUGUUUACUGACAGCUACUGCAAAGUGUGCAGCGCCCAGCUUAUCUCCGAGUCCCAGAGAGUCGCCCACUAUGAGAGUCGGAAGCAUGCCAACAAAGUCCGUCUGUUUUACAUGCUGCAUCCAGUCGACGGGGGCUGUCCUGCGAAGAGACUCCGGACGGACAACGGAAGCGAGGACGGAGAUGUGGACAAGAACAAAUGUUGCACGCUGUGCAACAUGUCGUUUACAUCAGCAGUGGUGGCCCAGUCUCAUUACCAGGGAAAAAUCCACGCCAAGAGGCUAAAGAUACUGCUAGGGGAACCGCCUGCCAUAACAAAAGAGGUGCCCCCCAGUCCGGUGAAGACCCCAGAGAUCAUGCCGGCGGUCACUUCACCCCGGCAGCGGCGAGACUCUGAUCGGUACUGCCAGCUCUGCAACGCCUGGUUCAACAACCCGGGCAUGGCACAGCAGCACUACGAUGGCAAGAAGCACAAGAAGAACGCAGCGCGGGCGGACCUGCUAGAGCAGCUGGGCAAGACAAUAGACCUGGGGGAGCUCAAAGCUCUGAAACGCAGUUACACCUGUGAUGUCUGCAGUGUGACGCUAAACUCAGUAGACCAGUACCAUGCACACCUGCAGGGGUCCAAGCACCAGAACAACCUAAAGAGCCUGGUAUGAGUCGUUGAAGUAGAAGAACGAAAGGAAGGAUCAUCUUCGACUGGGUGAUAAAGCUAGACCCGGGACCACCAGGAACCUCGUGCGCGUGCGUGUGCGUGUGUGCGUGCGUGUGCGUGCGUGUGUGUGCUCCCCAGCAAAGAAAACUACAUUUCGGAAUUAACUUUCAAAGCACAUCUGAACUACCAGCCAGGCACUCCCUCCUGUUUUAGGAUCUUGUUUUUCCCGGAUCCUCAAUAACCCCGGAUCUAGCCUUUGCCAGUCACGGAUUUAAGCUUUGCCCUUGAGCACCACUGGGACCAACAGUGAAUUCCAGUGCUGCCCAGCUUUUGAGGCAGAACACAGAAGACUUUUGCUAGAGGCAAGCCAACCGCCACCUCUCUGGAUAUCCGUUUUGAUCAGGCCAUUAAUGUGUUGGCUAAUACUUUACAUUAAGUGGCCCGGAUUCAAUACAGUAUUUAUCAGAUGUUAUAUGAUUUGAAUCGAUCAGUUUUUUGGAUCCUUAGUGUGUUCCUUUUAUUGUGUAAUAAUACUGCUGCUACAACUACUAAUACUAAUACUUUUAAACCCGUAUCAACUUUAGAAAUGUCGCUUGUUUUCAGUCUAUCAAGCAAAUCUUUCAACAAAGCCGGUUUGCUGGUUAUUUUUAGAGGCUGGCAAAAGUGAUUUUAGCUGAACUAGUAGUUGAAGGGUUUAUCAAUAUGUAAUUUAUAAUUGUGUAAAAUUAUG
Polyodon spathula (Mississippi paddlefish) is the source of this 1525-nucleotide messenger RNA. RefSeq names its product zinc finger matrin-type protein 4-like. Bases 29 to 799 code for a protein of 256 amino acids. Lineage: Eukaryota; Metazoa; Chordata; Actinopteri; Acipenseriformes; Polyodontidae. The record is from RefSeq and is a predicted model, not a curated record. The transcript has 7 exons. Gene Ontology annotation, cellular component: nucleus. Gene Ontology annotation, molecular function: zinc ion binding; nucleic acid binding.